GAACUGGUUAAGGACCGCACUGUUUACCUUCCCCUGCAGACAGAUGUAGCAGAGUGUUGCCCGGUUCUGGCGCUCCAAAUGUAUUCUCACGGUUCAGAGAGUUUAAUUAAACAGGCAAGGGAGAUACAAGAUUCUGAGCUGCAGAAGUUUUACAGCAGAUUGGUGAAGCUGCUCCAAGGGAAGGAGUUUGUUCACGAGACGAUCGACUCCCUGCAGAGGCUGCACCUCAUCCUCUCUGCCACCAAGUACACCAGGACGCUGCCUGCAGAGCUACAGAAGAGGCUUUUAUGUCUCCUCUCAUCACCAGCUGAGCAGCUUCAGGUGCUGGGCUCAGCUGUGCUAAGAGAGACACUGCCCCUCUCUGGUCAUGAACUGAGCUACAGCCAGGAGAACAUCAGUCAGCUCAACAGCCAUACUGCUGCCCUGCUGCUCUCACAGGCUGGAUCCAGGGCUGAUCUGUCAUCUCUAUGCGCUCAGCUCCUUCGCUGUCUGGACAGUCGUCAGUCAGAAGCACUGGCUCAUUCGCUCACACACACGCUGCCAAUCCUCAACACCAUCCUCACACACAGCCCCGAGUGCCUCACUGAAGAUCACCUGACCCUCCUGAGUAAAAAGCUUGUCGAUUGGCUUCGUUAUGCGAGUAUCACGCAGGGAGGCGGGGGUUCCUCAGGGGGAUUCUUCACAGGAUCCAGGUCGCGUCAGCCGGUUCCUAUAGCAGAGCUGGAUGGGACAGUGUCUGGGGAUUUCUUCACUGUGUUGUGUGUGGGCCAAAGCUUCACCGAGGACCAGUGGAUGAAUGUUUACUCCUUUUCCAUGCUGCGCCAUUGGCUUCUCACCUACCACUCUGUUUCCAGUGGUAACAUCACAGCUGAUACUGCAAGCAGACUACAGCUCUCCCUCUCCCUCUCCCACUCCCACUCAUUUUCUAAUGAUGACCGGUCGGAGGUGGAGGGAUCAGUGGUUUCUAUGGUUUCAGCAACUUCCUCUUCCAGCCGAUUGCUGCCUCCAAAGGAGCGUCUGAGGGAGAAGGCUUUCCAGUAGUACCCUCGCCCUCAUCGACAGCAGAUGAUCGUGAAGGCACAAAAAAGGACAGAUACAGAGCUGCAGAAAGCGUGUUUGGUGGAGGCUGUGUCUAUCCUGGACUGUGUGUGUGUAGAGGACACCUCACUCGUCUACAGAACAUUCCCGUGCAUUAAGGCGCUCUUUGGUCGGCUCAGCUCAGACCUGACAUUUGCCAGAGUCCUGCUCCCCAUAGCACAAUUCUACCUCAACCAUGGUGAGAUGGCAGCAGUGGACUGUGAGUGUAUGUGGAAGCUGGUGUUUGGCCGGUUCCCUGCCGAGCUGUUCAACGACCCCUUCCUGGCACAUGAACUUCUAUGCUUCCUACGACUGAACCUCGAGAGCCUGCAGCUCAGAGUUCCACAGCAUACCCGCUCCUUCCCAAACCUGCUGAAGUUUUUAGCGUGGGACAGCCCAGCGGUGGUGGAUGAAUUUGUGGAUCUGCUGCCCUCUCUGGUGACCGCUGAAACUGCAGUGGAGCUGCUCCACACACUGCUGGACCUCCCCUGUCUCUCUGCCACACUGGUCUUGCAGCUCAGGUCAACGUGCUCGCCCAUCUCUGAGCCAGGCGGGCGAGGUCUCCUGUCACUGGACGCAUUUCGAAGCCCCUCUUUCAGAGGGCUUUUCCUCUACCUGCUGCGAGCGGAAGCAGGAUCAGGUGACACAAUUGACAGACUGAGCACGCUCCAUGAGCUGCUAGCUGAGGCGGCUGAUUGGCCAAGAGUUGUUCAGUGUGCCCAGACUGUACCUGUGCUGUUGCACGUUUUUUUCAACACAGUCGUUACGGUGGUUAAUGAGAAGCUUUUAGCCCAUUUGAUUCUGGUGAUGCUAGAGAGAAGCAGUCUCCUCCUCAACCUCCCUACAUACAUAAGAGAGAUACACAGAGUUUUCAGCUGCCACCUGCUGAGGCUGUGUAAGCUCCACCCCUCUCUGGUAGUAGACCAGUCUCAUGAGCUGCUGGAGUUCGCUGGAACCACAGCCAACGUCUACAGCAAAGAAGAAAUCUACACACACGUGGUGUGGGUGCUGGGAGAGUACCUCUCUGUGUCAUGUGACUCUCGCUGCUCUGUGAGGCUCAUCACUUCCUGUUUCGAGGCGAUUGAGGCGGUGCUGUUUGAAAUAACUUCAUCUGCCCCGCCACCUGGAGCGGCCUGCCCUGCCCCUAGAGUCGUCACCACUCUAAUGAGUGCUCUUGCUAAACUGGCGUCACGGUCACAUGACCUCAUCCCCAGGGUGUCUCUGUUCCUCUCCAAGCUAAGAACGGUAACCAGAGGGGGGUUAGUGGCCUGGUGCUCAGACGAGGAGGACCUUGUUGCGAUAGUAACGCGAGGAGAGGAGUUGUGGUCACUGCUGAAGACCCCUGGUGUGGCUCAGAGUGUCCUGACCCCACUUCCUCAUGUCACCACACCGCAGUGGCACAGAGACACCAACGUGUGCAUGCCACUGCAACUGCGAAUCCUCACCAGCCUCACACACUCACAGUGACACACACACACACACACACACACAUGCACACCACGCAUCAUCAUCAUCUUGUAUUGGCACUUGGAGAUGCAUCAGUGUAAAAAGUAAAAAAAAAAAAAA
This is a messenger RNA of Xiphias gladius (swordfish), 2643 nucleotides long. RefSeq names its product adaptor related protein complex 5 subunit zeta 1 (gene ap5z1). The record is from RefSeq and is a predicted model, not a curated record. NCBI's taxonomy places the organism in Eukaryota, Metazoa, Chordata, Actinopteri, Istiophoriformes, Xiphiidae. The transcript is spliced from 18 exons. Gene Ontology annotation, cellular component: AP-5 adaptor complex.